AACCUUGCAUGACAACUUCCGGUUCCUUCCGACAAAGAAGAAAAAUAAAUAACCGAAGGUUUUAUCAAAUGCCUUUUUAAUUGAUAUCGAUUCUACCUGCACUUCACCUGGCGUCUCUGCAUCUUGGGUCACACCAACAGCCGACUUGUGGUUCUCUGACUCAAUGCGUGGACGAUGUGACACGGUUGGGAGAUUGGCCGUGCCAGCAACCUGAGGGUUCCUGGUUCAAUCCCCACCUUCUACAAACCUAGUCACAUACGUUGUGUCCUUGAGCAAGACACUUCACCCUUGCUCCUAAUGGGUCGUGAACGUGAAAGCCUCACCUGCUCGGCCAGGAAAUAUGGGUCCACAGACAGCAGCGGCGAGCACGACAACCCCACCGCCAACCACUGCAACAACCAUAGCAACCAUGGGUUUCCCGCCGCAACAGCUGGGCACUGGGUCGGUGCCGACCUAGGGGAAGAGGCCAUCCGCAGAAAGUUGAAGUACUUCUUCAUGAGCCCCUGCGAUAAAUACCACGCCAAGGGCCGUAAGCCUUACAAGCUGAUCCUGCAGCUGCUCAAGAUCAUCAUCGUCACCGCUCAGUUGGUGCUGUUUGGCCUCAGUAACCAGGUGGUGGUGAUGUUCAAGGAGGAGAACACCAUGACUUUUAAGCACCUAUUCCUCAAAGACUUCGAUGAGUCCUCCGACAGCUCUUUUUCCGUGUACACACGACAAGAUGUCUAUGAUCACAUCUUCUAUGCCGUUGAGCAGUAUCUGGCGCUACCGGAGACCACGGUGGGCCGCUAUGCGUACGUCUACGGCAUGGGCGUGAACGGCAGCGCGUUGUCACUUUGCCAGCAGUACUACAAGAGGGGCCGUAUCGACCCGGCCAACGACACCUUCAACAUCGACCCGCACGUCAUCACAGCCUGUGUCGGAGUGAACCCUCAGACGGUGCCCCCCUCCUCGCUGGCCGACUCCUACAAGAACUUUACACUCAAGUUCCACAAGUUCAUCAAUGUGACCAUAGAGUUCCAGCUGAAGGCCAUCAAUCUGCAGACUAUCAUCAACAAUGAGAUCCCCGACUGCUACACAUUUAACAUAAAGAUCGUGCUGGACAACAAGGCUCACAGCGGCAAAGUGAAGAUACGACUAGAGAACGAGGUCUCCAUCAAGGAGUGCAAAGACCCCAGCGUCUCUGGACAGGCUGAGAAUUACACUCGCCUGGCGUUCGACGUGGCCGUGGCUCUGGUGUGCACGCUGUCCUUGCUGCUGUGCGGACGCUCCAUCCUGCGAGGCGUCAUGCUGCAGCAGGAGUUUGUGCAGUUCUUUAAGGACAAUCUGGAUCGCAAAGUGUGCUGGGCGGACCGCAUGGAGUUCAUCAACGGGUGGUACAUCCUUCUUAUCGUCAGCGACGUCCUCACCAUCAUCGGAAGUUUCAUCAAAAUUGGCAUCGAAUCGAAGAACAUGUCCACCUAUGAUCUAUGUGGCAUCCUUUUAGGGACUUCCACCCUCCUGGUCUGGGUGGGGGUCAUUCGCUACCUCACCUUCUUCCAGAAGUAUAACAUCCUGAUUGUGACUCUUCGAGCAGCCUUUCCUAAUGUCAUCCGCUUCUGCUGCUGCGUGGCCGUCAUCUACCUGGGCUACUGCUUCUGUGGUUGGAUCGUCCUGGGACCAUACCAUGUCAAGUUCCGCUCCCUGUCCAUGGUGUCGGAAUGCCUCUUCUCCCUCAUCAACGGUGACGACAUGUUUGUGACCUUCUCGGGAAUGCAGGAGAGCAGCCCGCUGGUGUGGCUGUUCAGCCAGGUGUACCUGUACACCUUCAUCUCCCUCUUCAUUUACAUGGUGCUGUCGCUCUUCAUCGCCCUCAUCACAGGAGCCUACGAGACCAUCAAGCACCAAACCCAGGAGCCCAUUCACAUCACAGACCUGCACGCCUUCAUAGCAGAGUGCACGGACGCACCGAGUUCUGGAAAGUUCCGGGGCCUGGAGACCUCACCGUGCUCCUUUUUCUGCUGCUGUGACAGAACAACAACAUACGAGGACGUCCUGCUGGUGAACUAAGGUUGAACUCCGUAAACCCAGAAUGCGUCUCAAGCGCCGCCCCCUGCUGGCCAAAGGGAUGCACUGCUCGCGGUCUCUGCCCCCCACCCUCCUUUCUCUUUGGAACAAGCUUUGUUAUUCAGCACUUGACUGAAAGAGGAGUCGUCCAUCAACCGCCGCAGCAUUCUGAUGAAGGAAUGUGAGUUUCUCAUUUUGUCCUGCAACCCGACGAACUCGCCAGGAAGAACUGAAGAAAGCAGUGAGUAGCUUUUAAGCGCACAUAUUUAUGCCACUGGACCCUUUUUGAUUCAGCUCAGUGUUUUUAUCAUCGCACAGGAUUUAUGUUUAUUUUAUUACAAAAAAAAAAUGACGCGAGAAAUACGGGGCCUGACCGUGGCCUCGGUACUUGUGAGGGCUUCUUACAUUUUCCGGCCACAAUCAGCGCCCAGACACAAGGUGAACAUCCAUGAUGGUGCGGACUCUUUUGCAUUUGUUUCGGAUUUCAAGUCAAGUCUACAGUGUGCAAGAAUACUACUUUUGCAGUGUAGAACAUGUCUCCUGCAGUGUAGAAAAUAUCUCUCCAGUUUUGCUGCAAAGUACAGUGAUGCUCAGGUGUUACUAAUAGAAGGACUUGUGGUCAUCUCGGGGCAAUCUGGACUGUUUGGUCAGAUUGAAUGCCCUGAGAUGACAAAGACCUGGGUGAAUGAAAACCUUCAUAGACACUAGUGGUCACUAUUGGUCAUUGCUAUCACCUGGACUGUUUAGUCACUUUAAUUUAGUUCGGGUUUUUUUUAGGUUAUAGCUUUAAAAAAAUAAUUAGCAGAGUAAACAUCUUUAGGUUCACCACAAAUAGGUCAACUAACAAAAUGUGAACAUGCUCUGUUAUGUUUUUAGUAUUCCUUUCUUUUUGUGCUCAUUUUAGGUUUUAUAUAAUUUUAGUUUUUACAUUGCAUGAAACGCACAAUCGUAUUUUCUUCUCGUUUUCGAAGAAAAUAAUUAUCUUUUUUUAUUAGUAUUUUACAAGACAGGAAUGACUUUUUAAUGGCUGUAGAAGGCAAAACUGGUGUGAAAUUUACCCUUAAUAUGAUAUAGGAGUGUUUGUGAAAAUAAAAUUAUUGUAUGUGCACAGUGCCCUACACAAAGUGUAAACAUGUGUUUACAAAUAUCCUGCACUUGUUCAGUACUUGACAAAAUGUAAAAAAAAAAAAGUGUAAGACAUUUUAAAUAUUUGCACACAAUCGGCUCUAUUUAAAUGUCCUGCCUGCUUUGAAAGCACAUUACGCAAAGUUCAUGUUCCAUAGGAAUAUGAACAAGAAUAUGUGGUAAUAAACAGCACAUUAGAUUAUUUUUUAUAGCAACAAGGGUUCUAACUUGUUUCUAUAGAAAAAAAAUGGUUUGGAAAGAAAAUAACUUGCAGGUUCAAUUUAAAAACGAAAACAGUUUUUUGCAAAUUCAGUUUAUUUUCAGUAUUUACUUACUUUUGGCUUUUUUUCUUUUCUUUUUUCCCUGAAAUUUACCCAUGUGCCUGCAUGUAUACACUGCAGCGUCACAGUUCAUCGUGUAAAAUAUGUUACAUAGUGUUUGUUGUCCACUGUAAUGUCUUUAUUACUCAUCCAUUUUCUAUAGCGCUUACCUAGGGUCUCAAGUAAGCUGGAGCCUAUCCCAGCUGAGUUAGGUCGAGAGACAGUGCCUUUAUUAUAAUCGAUCCCAAAUAUUACUUUUUCAACCAGGGAAACCAACAGAAAGAAAAAAACACAUAAGGAUAUUUUUUUUUUUAAUACAUUGACUAAUAGUACUUUAAUCCAUCAUUUGAAUCACAAAAACACAAAUGGUGAUUGGACUGAUGAAUAAAUUCCUAAAACAGUGAAUCAAAAUUGCAUUAAUUACUUUGGUUGAGGCAAAUUUUAUCGCAGGAUGUUUUCUAAAUGAACUAAAAUGUUUGCUCAUUUCCAGCAAAAUGCUUUCAAAUCCUGGUAAUUCUGAUCCAUUACUAAUGAAAAUGUUGCAACCCUUAUAGAAAGCUCCAUUCGCUACCUUUUACAACGAUGUAAAAUGUUAUUUUAUGUAUUAUAUGUAUGUAUAAAUGUAUAUACGUAUGUAUGUAUGUAUAUGUAUAAAUGUGUAUAUAUGUAUGUUGAGAUGACAAAGACAAUAUAUAUGUAUGCAUAUAGACAUACAUAUAUGUGUAUGUAUGUAUGUAUACAUAUAUAUAUAUAUAUAUAUACAUUAAUAUGUCUAUGUGUAGAUGUAUGUAUGCAUAUGCAUAUGUACAGUAUGUAUAUGUAUGUAAAUAUGCAUUUAUACAUACAUACAUAUAUAUGCAUAUAUACAUACAUAUAUAUACAUAUGCAUACAUGCAUAUAUGUAUACACAUACACACACGCAGACAUAUAUACUGUAUAUAUGUAUGUAUAUAUGCAUAUAUGUAUACAUAUAUACAUAUGUAUGCAUGUAUAUGUUUUUAUUUAUUAUAUAAUAUAUUAUUACUGUAUACUUUAAAAAGCAUAUAUAUAGUAUGUAUGUAUAUAUGUUUUUUAUUUAUAAUAUAUCAUACACUGGGUGUGAGUUUUCCUUGCCCUUAUGUGGGCCUACCGAGGAUGUCGUAGUGGUUUGUGUUAUGGUUUGUACAGCCCUUUGAGACACUAGUGAUUUAGGGCUAUAUAAGUAAACAUUGAUUGAUUGAUACUGUAUACAUUAAAAAGCAUAUAUAUAUAUAUAUAUAUAUAUAUUUAUAUAUAUAUAUAUAUAUGUUAUAUAUAUAUAUAUGUUAUAUGUAUAUAAUAUAUAUAUAUAUACAUAUAUAUUUGCUUUAUACAUGUAUGUUGUUGUUUGUACACAAAACUGCAAUACUUUGUUUUCUCGUUGUUAGUGCCAACAUUUCUGCUUUUUUUCAUUGCAUUUAUUAAUUGUGUUUUCAUUGUGCCUUUUUUGACAAAUUUGGAAUUUCUACACUAUGCUAGGGCCAAUUAAAAAAAAAAAAAAAAAAGAGUCCCUCAAGUCGGACUUUGUGGAUGCUUUGGUUAUUUACUGUCAAUAAUGUGACUGCAGUACUUCCAAUGUUUCGCCUGAGGGCGUAAGGGAGGCAUGUAUCUGGCAGUGUGUCUUUCAUGAACAUACCAUAUGUCAGGGGUGUCCAAACUUUUUCCACCGAGGGCCGCACACUGAAAAAUCAAAACAAGCGGGGGCCAUUUUGAUAUGUUUUUUUAUUUUUUUAAACAAUACAAUAUAUGUGUAAAAUUAUACAUUUAGGCCUCCACUCAGGCUUGAUCCCAGGGACCCCAAAGGAUUUUGGUAAAAAAAAUAUUUAAAAUGUGUCUUUAUUUUGUAUUAUUGUUAGUCAAGGUUUAAAUCUCUAGAUCAACAUUAGGUCUAUCUGUCAAUAUAACGUAUUUAAAGAUUUGA
This is a messenger RNA of Nerophis ophidion (straightnose pipefish), 5427 nucleotides long. RefSeq names its product mucolipin TRP cation channel 1a (gene mcoln1a). Gene Ontology annotation, molecular function: NAADP-sensitive calcium-release channel activity. Lineage: Eukaryota; Metazoa; Chordata; Actinopteri; Syngnathiformes; Syngnathidae. Bases 298 to 2046 code for a protein of 582 amino acids. The transcript has 14 exons. Gene Ontology annotation, cellular component: lysosomal membrane; plasma membrane. The record is from RefSeq and is a predicted model, not a curated record.